Molecule: messenger RNA, 774 nt
Organism: Eremothecium sinecaudum
Lineage: Eukaryota; Fungi; Ascomycota; Saccharomycetes; Saccharomycetales; Saccharomycetaceae
Gene: USE1
Product: SNAP receptor USE1
Exons: 1
Coding region: 1-774 (257 amino acids)
Biological process (GO): retrograde vesicle-mediated transport, Golgi to endoplasmic reticulum
Cellular component (GO): endoplasmic reticulum; SNARE complex
Molecular function (GO): SNAP receptor activity
Source: RefSeq, a predicted model, not a curated record
AUGUCAACACAACCUGUACAGUUACUAGAACAAAUAGUAAAGCAGUUUGAAGACUCUUCCCGGGAAAAGGAUGUCUUUUUUCAAUAUAUCCUAGCGACUAAGCUUGCUAGUAAUAUUAAAUGUCUAAGGGAGCAAGCGAUAACGGACCAUUUACUUGAUGGCGGUAAAGCUACAGCGGAAUAUAAUGAAGCAUUAGUAGGCAUUGAAACAGAGAAUACAUACCGAUUACAUCAGAGUAAAAAAGAGCUCCUGGCCUCCUAUCAAAAAUAUAACGAAUCCACCAGAACAAGACGCUAUAGCGUUGACUUCGACAGUUCUCCAGCGGACCUUGUUGAAAAAUUCAACAGUGAAGACCUAAUCAGUAAGGAGAAGGUCGAAUCCGACUCAGUACAACAGUUGAGAAAGCGCUUGUUGGGCAAGAAGCAAGAUGCAACAAGUACUGGAGCCAGUUCUGAUAAAGAAUCAGUAGAAAAACAGAUUCAGGUACAAGACGAGCUGCAGCAAGAGUUGCUUGCGGAUAUGACACAGCUAGUGGGUAGUUUAAAGCAAGGUGCUAUCGCAUUUCAAAGCGCCCUACAGGAAGAUUCUACUGUUUUAAAAGCAACCGAGAUUGGAUUACAAGCAACAUCAAAAAGUUUAUCCGCAUUGGGCACCAAACUCAAGAAGUAUAAUAGAACAAGAGUGGGAUUUUUCUUUUAUAUGGGUUGCGCACUUUUCAUUUUACUAAGUUUCCUAGCCACUUACUUGAUAAUAAGAAUCUUCCCGACAAUGUAA